Rubroshorea leprosula is the source of this 767-nucleotide messenger RNA. Lineage: Eukaryota; Viridiplantae; Streptophyta; Magnoliopsida; Malvales; Dipterocarpaceae. The record is from the annotation of a GenBank genome assembly.
CAAAAUUUCUAGAGCAUUAAAAUGUGAGUUAGGGACCUAAUUGUGAAGAAAUAUCAUUAAUGAAUCCCGACAAGCUCCCCCCAAGCCACCGACUUCUAUUUCUUGAGAAAAUUGGUAACAAGCUUGAUUUUUCCCUUCCUUUUCUUGUUAAAGAACUGAUUUUAGGACCUAGAACCCUCCCUUUGAAGUAGGAAUUUCCAGAUCUGCUCUGCUCUUCCUCCCCUGUCCGUCGGUGCUGCUAGGUACGAAUUUCUGGGCAUUUCUCUAGUAAGAUUCAGCCAUGAAUCCCUCUCUUUAGCCUUGAUUCAAGUUGGGUUACUCUAAUUUCCUUUUUUUUCCUUCAAUUUUGUGUGUGUUCUCUCCAAUUCCUGCCAGCCCUCCACAUCGCCAGCUCCGGUUUCAGCUUGCUGGAAUUUUCUGGUAUGAUGGACAGCUUCCUUUGAGUUCAAUUUCACCCAUUUAAUUGCUGAAAUUAUCCAUGUAAUUGCUGCCCCUGUAUUGUUCAAAUUUCUGCCGAAAUAUGGAAGAAUUUGGCAGCAUUUUAAACGUGUUUUUUUAGCUUAAUUCAUGUAGAAAUAAACCUAUUUUUGGCUUGAAAUUAGCUGCUGUUCUGUGUGAAAAAUCCUGCUGUUUUGCCAAAAUUUUACUGUUCACGCGCGCAGCUACUGUUCACGCAGAAAAUUCUGCAAAUUGCUGCUGCGUUUUUCUACAUUUUGCUACUGUUUUUCCUUUCUUUUUCAGUCUGUUCUGCUCUGAAAAUCUGGUGA